AUGGUGGUGGUCUCUUCUAAGGUCGAGCAAAUAUUUGUCAACGAUUUAAAAGGGAUUUCUGCGCGCAGUCGACACUGUACCGUCGCACCUUGCUCUCUUACCUGUCCACGACGUCCACACGACGGAGUGUUUGAUAAAUACAUUAGAAGGACCGUUGGAAAUCAGGUGGUGAUGGAUCCGAUGCUUAUCUGCAAGAAGACUAGGAGGUUGAGGGGCAAGAUGGCGGACAUCUGUCGCAAAGAGCCUUCGCUGCUGAAGGAGAUCGCGAGAGGGGUACAGGUCGGGACCAAAGAAUGUCAGUACCAAUUUCGAAAUCGCAGAUGGAAUUGUACCACAAUCAGGAGAUCCCUCAGGAAGAUCUUGUUGCGCGAUACCAGGGAGACGGGUUUCGUGAACGCCAUCACCGCGGCCGGGGUAACAUACGCGGUCACCAGAGCCUGCACUAUGGGACAUCUCGUCGAAUGCUCUUGCGACAAGAUGACGUCCAAAGGUAAUAAGCUCGCCAAAUUGAGCCGCACCGUCGAAAUGGAGAAGAGUUUGCCGACCGAGGGUGACUGGGAGUGGGGAGGUUGCGGCGACAACGUGAAAUUCGGCUUCAAGAAGUCGCGAGACUUCAUGGACGCUCCUUAUCGAAAACGCAGCGACAUCAAGACUCUGGUCAAACUGCACAACAAUAACGCCGGUCGUUUGGCCAUCAGGGAGUUUAUGAGCACGGAAUGCAAGUGUCACGGUCUCUCCGGAUCGUGCACGGUUCGAACCUGUUGGCGGAAAAUGCCACCGUUCCGGGACGUGGGGAACAGGCUGAAAGAGUCGUUCGACGGCGCGGCCAAGGUGAUACCGAGCAACGACGGGCACAGCUUCAUCACCGAGGGGCCGACCAUCAAGCCGCCGGACAGAUUCGAUCUGAUUUACAGCGAGGACUCGCCCGACUUCUGCAAGCCGAACAGAAAAACGGGCUCGCUGGGUACGCAGGGACGUCGAUGCAACUCCACCAGUCAGGGAGUGGAUGGAUGCGAGCUCCUCUGUUGCGGCAGGGGAUACGACACGAGGGUCGUCAAGGAGAAGAUCAGUUGCGAAUGUAGAUUCCGGUGGUGUUGCGAGGUCACUUGCAACACUUGUCUGGUCAAGAAAACCAUCAACACGUGCCGUUAAAUCGAAUCGAAUUUUCUCUACUUAUUACAUAAUAAUAAUUACAUAGACACUUGUAAUAUACGC
Molecule: messenger RNA, 1215 nt
Organism: Apis laboriosa (Himalayan honeybee)
Lineage: Eukaryota; Metazoa; Arthropoda; Insecta; Hymenoptera; Apidae
Product: protein Wnt-6-like
Exons: 5
Coding region: 1-1152 (383 amino acids)
Biological process (GO): multicellular organism development; cell fate commitment; canonical Wnt signaling pathway
Cellular component (GO): extracellular region
Molecular function (GO): frizzled binding; cytokine activity
Source: RefSeq, a predicted model, not a curated record